Lytechinus pictus (painted urchin) is the source of this 4227-nucleotide messenger RNA. RefSeq names its product 5-hydroxytryptamine receptor-like. The record is from RefSeq and is a predicted model, not a curated record. Bases 509 to 1894 code for a protein of 461 amino acids. Gene Ontology annotation, biological process: G protein-coupled receptor signaling pathway. Lineage: Eukaryota; Metazoa; Echinodermata; Echinoidea; Temnopleuroida; Toxopneustidae. The transcript has 2 exons. Gene Ontology annotation, cellular component: membrane. Gene Ontology annotation, molecular function: G protein-coupled receptor activity.
GUUAUAAAUAUGUUAUCAUGUUCAUGGUCACAAUCCAAGCGUCUUUAUUGCAUGAUUUUCGUAGCGAAGCCAUUUUCUAGAUCCGGUUUAUUGCUUGUUACAAAGUGGAAUUAACGGCCGUGCUUGUCGACCAGGUCAAAAGUGUAACCAUUAAUUUUGCUUCUUCUUUGAUCUUAUGACAUCGUACAUAAAUGGAUGACUGGCGCAUAUUAGCUGUAUAUAAAGGAAAAAGUAAGACCUAAAAUGACUACGAAGUCACAUGAUUAUGACGAUACUCAUCUGUGCCUGCUGACACCCUAUUAAAGAUUCCAUCAAGAUAAAUUUAUGUUCAUGCACAUCGGAGUACCUGAAGCGUACAUCCCAUGUGAUAUCUUCAAAGAGUUCAAGUCGGCAAUUCUACACAAGAACGUAAAUAUUCAUAUCCCGGGCAAUAUCAUUACUGACAGGCGUACAGGUGGACAAGUCGAAGGCUUAUACUAAGCGAUCGAACCAUCGAUCAUCCAUCAUAAUGGCGGAUUUCAAUUCUGUUUCUUCUGGAACAGCUGAAGGAAUAUGGUAUCACAACAUUACUCUUUGCAAUGUUACAUUCUUCGUUGAAAAAGGCGACUUCAUUCUUCAAGACUACCCUACCCGUGUCGUCUUAGCUUUCAUAGUUCUUCUCAUCUUCCUCAUCGGCACCCUUGGCAAUCUCUUCGUCGUCGCCGCCGUCGUCCUCUGCAGGCGUCUUCAGAACAAGACAAAUGUUUUCGUCGUCAAUCUGGCUGUUGCAGAUUUCUUAACUGCUAUGUUCCUUCCUGUUCAUGCUUCCACACUCCUAAGUAAAUCAAGUUGUUACAUCCCUGAUCUGCUCUGUCAGUUUGUAGCAGCGGCCACAAUGACCACCCUUGGUUGUAGUAUAGUAACCCUGGCAAUGGUGGCUUUCUAUCGCUUCACCGUCCUAUACACCGUCUUACAGCCAACACCAAAAUUCACCAACACAUUCAGCAGCCGUAAUGUUGCGCUAAUGGUUGCAUUCGCUUGGCUUUAUCCGAUUAUUCUCAUGUUCAUUAUACUUCCGUUUGACGUUGGAUCUCUUGGUUAUGCCAUCCAGUAUAAAGUAUGUGCGCAAAAUACAGCCAGUCAUGACUCGGACUAUCUAACCCUGAUAGUUUGUCUCCUCGUUCAGAUUCCAGCCUUCGUCGUCAUCAUCGUCUGCUACUUCUAUAUUUUUAAAAUGUUCAGUCGUCACCAAAGAGAAAUGAACGCCAUGAUGGCGCCCUCUCCCUACAGGCAAUCCUCUACCUUGUCAAACAGGGAAAGUAAUAUUACAAUCAUAGAGGACAUACCGAUUGAAGAUCCGCAAGUGGCUAGUAACGGGAACAUCAACAUAGGUUUCGAUGAUUGCGACGGUACGAAAGCGGCGCCCCCUGACGAUCUAGAAGUCUUAGCCGAACGUUUUGACGCAGAAGAGCUUCCUGAAGACAAUCAAGAUGUUAUGAAAAACGAAGAGCAUUCUCCCAAAUCUCUAGAAUUGUCGAGCGUGAAUCGCAGUAAGACCACUGGAUCAUCGACCAGCUCGGUUCAAAGAAGAGCUAAGCUAAACACUGUCGACACUCUAGCCAGAGAACAGGAGAUUAUUCGCUUCAGGCAACAACGUCAGAUAACCAUCAAUCUUUUCAUCGUUGUCUGUGUCUAUACCAUUUGUGUGAUGCCAUCAGCCAUCAUCUUCCCUAUACCAUCCACGGGUCCAGCUAUUCCUUGGCUUACUAUUCUCAUUCUGCUCAACUCUUGUGUCAAUCCAAUCAUAUAUGCACUGAGGCAUCCCACCUUUAGCGAAGUUUUGAAAUGCAUGGUGAGAUGUAGGUACAGAGAAAUUCCUGAACCGUCAUCCUUCCUGAGAUCGUUUUCUAACUAGCCACCAAGAUACUGCAUGACAUUAUACAAAAGGCAAAUUAUCCAAUCGACUGUUCAUUAUGCUUUGACCAGUUUCCCAGAAAAUGUUUCGUAUAAUAUAUCUGCUGUUAAAUUAAAACUAGGUUCGACAAUUCUGAAUGUAACUAAAACAGUCAAAUUUCUAGUUAGAAUUUUAGAUGAUAAAUUAACUUUUACUAAUCAUCGUUUACAUAUUUUGUAACAAAAUAUCCAAAAGUGUAGGAAUACUGUGUAAAUUGAAAUCCAUAUUACCUGAAAAGAAUUUAAUUAUGCUAUAUACAAAUAUAACUCUUUGAUUCUACCUUAUAUUAAAUAUUGCAACAUAACAUGGGCCAGUGUUGGAAUAACUAAAUUGGAUUGUAUCCACAAACUCCAGAAAAAAGCACUACGCAUUUGCACCAAUUCUCCAUAUCUGACACCAUCAGGGCCAUUAUUUUUUAGAUUAAAAACAAUGACAGUCUACGAUAUUCAUAAAUUUAAGAUUGCUACACUUAUGCACGCAGUUAGAUAUAGAUAUGCUCCUAUUAAUAUCAUCAAUCUUUUUCAAUAUAACUACGACUUUCACCGAUACAAUACUCGCUCUGCUAAUAGCUUUCAUUACCCUAAAACAGCUUCAACCUUAAUUCUGAACUCUUUUAAAUUUACCGGACCACGAAUCUGGAAUGAUCUCAAUGUAUGCCUUUUUUCAUGUUCAACUGUUUCUUCGUUUAAAUGCAAACUCAAAAAGAUAAUUAUUAGUAACUAUUUCUAAUUCGAAUUCAAACUCAGUUGGUAGAGUGUCCGUCUCACAACCGGGAGGUCGGGGGUUCAAACCCCGGCCGCGUCAGACCAAAAGACGUUAAUAGAUGGGAGUUGCUGCUACCCUGUUUGGCGUUCAACGAUUAAAGGGAUAGAACCUCGUCGAUCUGGCGCUGCACAGGGGCUGCCGGGCCCACGAUCAAUUGGGCAAAGCAAAUUUUCGGAGUAUUUCAUUUCAUUUCUAUUUCGAACAAUAAAAUAUGGAUUUUCAUAAUUUUCAUUUUUUUUCAUUUUAAGUCGGAAAGGAGGAAACGGUUAGCAAGGGGUUUGACUCGAAAGGAUGUGAAUAUAUAGUUAGCCUUCUCUAUCAGUUGUUUUAUGGAAACUAUUAUCAUUCAUAUUUUGUUUCAUUUUAAAUAAAAUUCUAACAAAAAAAGUAAAAGUUUCACGACCAAGAAAAAAUAGAGAAAACGAAAGAGUGAAAUAUCAUAUUAUUUUACAUAUAAUCUAUGUCACAAUAUAUCAAACAUAAGAAUUUGCAUUUAAAAUGUGAAUAUUCUUUCUCACUCGCUCUUAUCUGUUCAGAACUUUUCCUCUUUAUGCCAUUAUAUGACCCCUCAUUUUUUCUGGGGGGGGGGGGGGGCUCCUGUAGAAGGAAGCUGAGUAAUCAUAGAUAACUUAGAUAAGUUAAUUCAAAUAAAUAUAGCAAUAGCAAACCAAAAAAAUUAAGCAAAACAUUAAGCAUUUCAUGAGAAUUGAAUGCUUAAUAGAAAUAUAUUUUAGUUUCACAAUUCACAUUCGCUUGAAAAGAUGCCACUCAAUUACUAUAUCUUUUGAAUGUUAACUUUGAGAUAAAGCCGUUGAAAAAAUGUUAAGAUCGAAAAGGCAGUUUUCUAAUAGUUUUUUGUCAUCUUGUAUGUUUUCAAUAUUCUUGAGUUGCAAACAUAUAUGAGUACUUGGUUAGGGUGUGAUUGUUUCCAAAUCGUGCCAUUUUCUAUUUCUAUAAAUGUUACGACACUUGUUUUUCAUAUUAUUUAAACAAUGCACGUUAUUUUUUUAUAUUAUUCGUGAUACUACAUUUUCUGAGAAAUAUAGGGUCAUAUCAGUAAAGUAUCGAUAUUGUUCAGUUAAACAUUACAAUUUAUGGCAAGCUAUGUAUGUACAACCUCUCUCAAGUUUGUACUCCUGGACGAUUUUUAAUGACUUUUGUGUUUCACUUUUUUUUUCUUUUUAGUCAUUGGACUCCUGUAUUUUUUAUUUAUUUUUUCUCUUUUGUAAUUAAACUUUUUUUUCUUUUAAUGUUUUGAGACUAUUUGUAUUUAAUGUUAUGUGUAGAUUGUAACCUUGUAGUAAAGACAAACAUUAUUACAUGUUCAUUUUGUAGAGACUUUAACAAUGGCAUUCACAUUCACUCAUGUGACAUUCAUAAUACAUGCCAAUGUCCUUUUCCUAGAUGUAUUCAUUCUGUUUUUCCUUAUUUUGAGAUAAAUGAUGAUGAAUUUAUUAAUAUGCAUCAUUAUGACAACAAUCAUCUUUAUAGUAAUCAAGAUUUGAAUAAAUUGUAUACUACUUUUAAUG